This is a messenger RNA of Topomyia yanbarensis, 1203 nucleotides long. Its product is annotated as ribosomal RNA-processing protein 8. The transcript is spliced from 4 exons. Bases 75 to 1124 code for a protein of 349 amino acids. Gene Ontology annotation, biological process: regulation of transcription by glucose; rDNA heterochromatin formation; cellular response to glucose starvation. The record is from RefSeq and is a predicted model, not a curated record. Gene Ontology annotation, cellular component: nucleolus; chromatin silencing complex; rDNA heterochromatin. Gene Ontology annotation, molecular function: methyltransferase activity. Lineage: Eukaryota; Metazoa; Arthropoda; Insecta; Diptera; Culicidae.
UGGCCGCAUGUUGUUUUUAAUUUUUCAUGCGGGCUUAGCUCGCAAGAGUUUAGCCUACAUUAACUAGAUUUCCAAUGGACAAAAUAUUUCAAGAACAUCCUUGGGAUGAAGAUGACACUUUAACAAAAAGUGAACAAACAAAUUAUAGUUUUCCUACGCUAGUUUCCAAAAAAUCCCAGAACAAGCGCGCAAAGGAUCAUAAAAAACAGCACUCUAAUGAGCCGGGUAGGUUCGUGCGUACUUCCCUUGCAAAUGAUACAGAAACGAACACGAUCAUAAAAGGCAAAACUAAAUCCCGCAAAAGACGUGCAGAUGAGCCGUUAGAGAAGAUUCAAGAUGAGAUAGGACAAUAUAAAAUUAAGAAACAAAAUUUGAGCGUGGAGAAAAAAUCUACUGCAAAGCAGAAAGGUGAAGUGACACCGAAACUAACUGCUGCAAAACUACAAUCGACAGAUAAAAGUACUAAUUUCCGGGAUAGACUUGUGGACAGCUUGAAGGGUUCCCGUUUUCGUUUUCUAAACGAGCAGCUGUAUAGAAACACCGGUGAAGAAGCUAAAACAAUGUUUCAGCAAGAUCCCGGUGCAUUCCAAGCAUACCACGAAGGCUAUCGACAUCAAAUUGAGCAGUGGUCUGUGAAUCCACUGGAUCGGAUCAUUAAAAAUAUUCAUAAACUACCCAAGAGCCACGUCGUGGCCGAUUUUGGAUGUGGAGAAGCUCGAUUAGCAACAGCUGUACCCCACAAGGUGUAUUCGCUUGAUUUGGUCGCAUCAAACGACAGUGUAAUAGCUUGUAAUAUGGCCAACACUCCUUUGGAAACUAAUUCCAUUAAUGUGGCGGUGUUCUGCUUGUCCCUGAUGGGGACUAAUUUAAGGGAUUUCCUACUGGAAGCAAACAGGGUUAUGAAAAUUGGGGCCAUACUAAAAAUUGCCGAAGUUUCGUCCCGUUUCGAUAACGUAAAGGAAUUCAUCGAUUGCGUUCACAAGUGUGGAUUUCUGUUGGACAACAAAGACCUCAAGCACAAGCUGUUCUACUUUUUUAACUUUAAAAAAGUGCGAACGGUUGCGAAAAAUUCCUUGAAAGGUAAGCAUUUCAGCCUUAAACCGUGCCUUUAUAAAAAGCGAUAAAGUAUAGAAGUGCAACCUUGUAUAGAACCUACAAAUUUGUUAAUAAUGCAUAUUAUAGAUAUUAUUUCACAUAUUGCAA